Molecule: messenger RNA, 488 nt
Organism: Pararge aegeria (speckled wood butterfly)
Lineage: Eukaryota; Metazoa; Arthropoda; Insecta; Lepidoptera; Nymphalidae
Gene: HINT1
Product: histidine triad nucleotide-binding protein 1
Exons: 3
Coding region: 43-429 (128 amino acids)
Biological process (GO): purine ribonucleotide catabolic process
Cellular component (GO): nucleus; cytoplasm
Molecular function (GO): hydrolase activity
Source: RefSeq, a predicted model, not a curated record
CUGAUUCGUAAACGUCAAAGACAAACAAAAAAAAUUGCAAACAUGGCGGGCGGUGAAGUUGAACUCGCGCAAUCUGCGGCCCCCGGAGGAGAUACGAUAUUCGGGAAGAUAUUGAGAAAGGAGAUCCCUGCUAAAUUCGUCUAUGAAGACGACCAGUGUGUUGCCUUUAAUGAUGUUAACCCACAAGCACCAACGCAUAUUCUGGUGAUACCGAGAAAGCCAAUUGCACAGCUGUCCCAGGCUGAAGAUGGGGAUGAACAACUGCUAGGCCAUCUUCUUACAGUAGCUCGCAAGGUCGCGGCCCAAGAAGGCUUAGACAAGUCUGGUUUCCGGCUGGUCAUCAACGAUGGCAAAGAUGGCGCCCAGAGUGUUUAUCACCUGCAUGUUCAUAUCUUGGGUGGACGACAAAUGCACUGGCCCCCUGGCUAAUUAAGAAUUUAAAAAUUAAAUACCAUGUUGAAUUAUUAAAGCCCAGUUUCAUUUUUGAA